CUUUAGGGAAUAAGAACAUCUGGGUUUGUGAGUCAAAGGCAGCGUUAGAGGAGUAAAAACUCUUGGAACUGCUCUGCACAUUUCCUGUGUUUGAAGGUCUAGUUUUUCCUCCCCUCUCACUCCUUCUCCAUUUUACCUUUCUCCCUCAUUCUCUGCCUACCUUGUAGCACUGCAUCAUUUUAAGCUCUGGUAAGUGGGGCAAAUGUGUUGACCUUCUUUCUUUUGUUCUUCUUAUCGUUCUCUUUCUCUAUUUGUUUUCCUUUUUUCUGAGUCACAGAGGUUGUGGCAGGCAGGGGGCUGGAUGCACACAGACCCCCCGCAAUCUUUCAGGACCACUGAGCAGACGGAGAUUCUCCCACAAACACUCAGCAGAGAAGGCCUGAAGUGGAGAGUCAGCUGAAGCAGCAGCUGAACAAACAAGAGAGAUGGGGGUGGUGGACCAUGUAUGGACACUGGUUGCCUUAAGCCUCAUCCUGCCCCUGACCCAGGCAGAAAGUGUAUUGAGGUUGAACAAUGGACUGCGGGUGAUCCGAGGCCAGAGUGUUUCUGUGACCACAGAAGAGCUGCAGUUCAACUCUGAUGGGACCUCAGAGGCCUGCAAAGUGGAGGUGGUGCUCAAUGAGCCUGUGACUCAAAGGGUGGGAAAACUUACUCCGCAGGUUUUUGACUGCCACUUCCACCCUGAUGAGGUGAAAUAUAUCCAUAAUGGGAGCCCAUUACUGGAGGAGGACACAGUCAUGCUGAGAGUCUAUAGAUUCACACAUUCAGAGACAUUUACUGAGACGUUCUUCCUGAAGGUUCAGGUUCUGGAAGCUCAGAGGAGUCUGAUAGAGUUUGGGAAAGUUCCUCUGGUGGUUUCAGAGUUUUACGGCCUUUCUAACACCAUUGACAGCAGUGUAUUGACCUUCAGAUCUGAGCCUGAUGUGAUCUGUACUGUCCGUCUCCUCACCUCUGAGAUCAGCGUCCCGAUGUUGGGUCAGGUCAUUAAAGAGGAUCUGGCACAGACAGAUCAGGCAUCUGUGCAGAACCCUGGGCUGAGGAAAGGUCGACAAACAGCUAUUUCUUGCCCUGGAAAUAAGGCCUGUGUCCACAACACCAGAGAGGUACGCUUCCUGAAGGCCAGUUGCAGUGAGUUCCUCACUUCAGGCUUAAAGUACCAACAUCUCAGCCCUCCUUCACCUGAAAUUGACUAUGUGCCACUCCGAGUAGAAAUCAGAGAUCAAAACACUCGAGCCCUCUUGAAGACGGAAAGUGUUUGGCUCCCAGUCCUGAUCCAUGGAGCCAUGCAGAACCAGCCUCCCCAUGCUGCUUUCAUGUCCAUGUUCAUCCUAGAAGUAGAUCAGUUCAUCCUGACCCCCAUGACCACAGCUGUUCUGGAUGCCAAAGACAAUGAGACCCCACAGGCUCAGCUGGUGUUUAACGUGACCAAGCCUCCAGCAGAGGGCUACAUCACACAUCUGGAUGAUCAUACCAAGGCUGUAUUCUCCUUCUCUUGGCAAGACCUGAAUGACAUAAAGAUUGCAUAUCAGCCCCCAAACAGCAGCCACACCAGCAGAAAGAAUAUUGAGGUUGAUUUCCAGGCUAUAGAUGGCUUCUUCACAACUAGUCCUCCUAUUAUGGUGCAUAUCUCAAUCCGCACAGCAGAAACAAAUGCUCCUCGAGUCUCCUGGAAUCUGGGGCUGGAUCUACUGGAGGGUCAGUCCAGACCAAUCACGUGGGAGAACUUACAGAUUGUCGAUAAUGACAACAUAGACGCCGUGACUCUGAUAGCUGUGGACGGUCCUCUACAUGGACGACUCAGUGUUCGAGGUGGAAAGGGCUUCAUGUUCAAAGUGAAGGACCUCCGUGAGGGCAUGGUGGUUUAUCAUCAUUCUGAUAGCGACACCACGAGGGACUACAUCGUCUUCAGAAUCACAGAUGGACGCCACAGCAUUCGUCACAAGUUUCCCAUCAACAUCCUCCCUAAAGACGACACUCCUCCUUUUCUUAUCAACAACGUAGCAUUUGAGGUGCAGGAGGGGGGUUCAGUGUUGGUGGAAGAGUAUAUGCUUAUGGCAUCAGAUCUGGAUUCCAGCGAUGACUAUAUUCACUACCAGCUUGUUACUUUCCCCAGUGCAGGAAACAUAGUCAGGAAAAGCUCUGCACAUGAACCAGGUGUUCCAGUGAAGACAUUUAUGCAGAGGGACAUAUUACAGGGCCUGAUCUACUACAAACACACAGGAGAGGAGAUUUUUGAAGACUCAUUCGACUUCAUCCUAUCUGACAUCCAUGAACCACCAAAUCUAUCUGACAGACAUACAGUGGUGGUCCACGUGUUCCCUGUGAAGGACCAGCUGCCAGUGGAGGUCUCCGGCACAGUCCGUUCCAUCACAGUUAAAGAGACGGAGCUUGUUUAUAUUACACAGAGCCACCUUCACUUCCAAGCCCCCGAGCACCCAGACACUGACCUGAUGUACUUCAUCACCCAAUCCUGUUUCAGCCCUAACAAACCUCAGCUACCAGAUGCAGGUAGACUCUUCUACACAGAAACUACAAAAUCCAUGAAAAAAGAUGCCAUGAUUCCAGUACUUAAGUCAUUUACUCAGCAUGCAGUAACCCACCACAAGAUAGCCUACAUGCCCCCUGUUGAGGAUAUCGGUCUUGAGCCACUCUUCGUGCAGUUUGUCUUCUCUGUAAAUGACCAACAGGGCGGCGUGCUCACUGGACUUAUCUUCAACAUCACAGUCACACCUGUGGACAAUCAGGUUCCAGAGAUGUUCACUAACCUGCUGAGGGUGGAGGAAGGUGGAAGUAGUUUCCUGAUGGAGGAGCACCUAUUGGUGCGUGAUGCUGACAGUCCGAAGGAGAAACUCAGGGUGCAGGUGCGAACACAACCCCGGCAUGGCAGACUGGAGCUGCAGGGAGUGGUUCUAUCAGAAGGGGAAAGCUUCCAACUACAGGACCUAAAAACACUGAGGGUCAGAUAUAUCCAUGACGAUUCUGAGACUACAAGGGACAGCAUAGGCCUUACAAUCACAGAUGGAAUCAACUCUGCUCAGAGUGAACUUCUGGUGCAGAUCCUCCCUGUGAAUGAUGAGCCCCCACAGCUUGGCUUAGGCCUGAAAGAUGGGCUGUCCUGCAAGGAAGGCAGUCGUGUGCAGAUUACUGCUGAGUAUUUAUUUGCUACAGAUGCAGACAGUGAUGAUACCCGACUCACCUACAUGCUGGCUCGGACUCCAACCCAUGGGGUGCUGCAGAGGAACGGAGUCAUCGUGGACAAGUUCUCUCAGCUUGACGUGCUCAAUGGCCUCAUCUUCUACCUGCACACAGGAGGUGAAAUUGGUCCAGAUCCCAUAUCAGACACUGUUACUCUUAUAGUGUCUGAUGGAGAGGCCGGGACAGACGGUUGCUGCCAAGAAGAUGCAGUCCCACCACCUGUCCCUUUACAUGGGACACUUCCUGUGUAUGACCUUAAUGUCACUGUGAUUCCUGUCAACAACAAGGCACCAUCCAUAAUUAUAGGAAAAAUGUUGGUGGUGGAUGAGGGAUCUGCUGUGUGUCUCUGUGGUGAUCUGCUGACGGCUACAGACCCUGACACUAAGCCAGACCAUUUAAACUUCUUCCUGGAGAUCCCACCUCAGUAUGGCUUUCUGGAGAACACCCUUCCCUCCCCAGGCUUUGAAAAGAGCAAUGCGGGAAUCCAAGUGGUUUCUUUCAGUCAGCUCCAUCUCAGCUCUGGAUUCAUCAACUAUGUCCAGUCGAUUCAUCUGGGUGUGGAGCCCACAGCAGACCACUUCACCGUUAGUGUCAGUGAUGGAGUCCAUAAGUCUGAACCUGUACCUUUCUACAUCAUAAUCAACCCCACGAAUGAUGAGGCUCCAUCUCUGUUUCUGCAAAACUUCACAGUCAUGGAGGGAGGAAUGAAAAAUCUCAACCCUGCCAUUCUAGAUGCAGUAGACCUUGAUGCUCCACCUAAUCUUCUGAGCUUCACCAUCCUUGUUCCUCCUGCUCACGGGACUCUGCUGCAUGGGAUCUAUGGGCUUGACAUGAGCCAAUAUAAGGAUAUGGACAAAGAGAUUUUGCAAAGGAGUCUACUGGUGCACUCCUUUACUGUACAAGCACUGGGACAAGGAAUGAAGAUCAUGUAUAUGCACGAUGACACAGAAACCCGUGAGGACACUUUCACCAUGCAGCUGACAGAUGGCAGGCAUGCUGUCCAGGGGACUGCAUGGGUCCACAUCCUACCAGUCAAUGAUGAAAUGCCCCGGCUGAUAAAGAAUGCAGGUUUAGAGGUGGAGGCUUUGGAGAGGAGGGUGAUCUCCAGUGUGGUGCUGGAGGCGGAAGACCUUGACACCCCCAGUAACCAGGUCUACUAUAUUCUUAAUGCGAGCCCCAGAUUUGGCCUUCUGCAACUCAAGACAGAGGCUGGAUUGACCGACCUGAACGCAGGUCAAAACUUUACACAGGCGGAUGUGGAGAUGAACCGCCUGUUGUACAAACACACUACAUUCAGUGGGCUCAAAGGUCAUGACCACUUCCACUUUUUCCUCAGUGACAGAGACAAUGACACACCUCCACAGAGUUUCUUCAUCACUGUCCAAACUGUUCAGAAAGGUGACAUUUCUCUGAUCACUAAGCCCAUGACUAUAUCGGAGGGGGAAAGGGUUGUACUGACCACAGACAUUCUGAUGGCUACAGACAGUGGAAGCCAAUCAUUUGAGCUCGUCUACACCGUGACUGUCCCUCCUAAACAUGGACACCUGCACAUAGUCCAGUACCCAGGAAUACCUCUGCUCUCCUUCACCCAGAUGGAUGUGGCUUCACACCGAGUGUGCUACACUCACGACAACAGUCAUUCUACUGACCACGACUCCUUCAGUUUUGACAUCAGCAAUGGGGUGACCUCCAUUAGGAGUAGCCUCACCUUCAUAGUGGAGCACCAUGACCGUAUCCCACCCACCCUGAGCAUCAACACCGGCCUCCAGCUUACAGAAAGCACCACAAGAACCAUCUCACCUGAACACCUUCAGCUCAGUGAUCCUGAUACACCCUUAGAGAAUCUCACCUACACUGUUAUUCAACCACCACAGUACGGCAAGCUACUGUUAAAGGGGUUUCCCAUGUCCCGGACCCACUUCACACAAUUAGACAUCAACAACAUGCAUCUGAGCUACCAGCAUCUAAACAGUUUUUCUAAGAUUGACAGGUUCACCUUUCAGCCAUCAGAUGGAACCAAUAAAGGCUAUCUGGAAUAUGGACAGCUGAAGGAACAAGCGGCGGUUUUCACAAUACAGAUAGAGGUCUUAGACAAGACCCCUCCACACAUUGUAACUAAAGGGACCCCCAGCACAGUGGAAUAUCUACAAAACAACCAACAUGGCAUCUACAUCACCUCCAAAGAUCUCCAGGCUUCAGAUCCAGACAGCCCUUACCAAGAGGUGGAGUUCAUCAUCACACGGCCUCCACGUUUUGGAUACCUUGAGAACGCCAUCACAGGUGGCUAUAUCAAGGGACGCUUCACCCAGAAGGAUGUGGAUCAGAAAGCAGUCCGCUAUGUCAUUCCCUCAGACAUGGAAGUGACAGCAGACAGCUUUGAGUUCCAGCUCACAGACCCAGCAGGAAACAUCAUGCUUCCAGAAGUAAUGGAGCUCCGAUGGUCCCGGGUGGAGUUGACGGCUUCCUGUUAUCGUGUGUGUGAGAACGCAGGAACUCUAGCUGUGCAGGUGAUGCGCAGUGGGAAUAGCAUAGACCCUGCCUAUGUUGGCAUCCAGGUGGAAGAUGGCACGGCGAAGGUGGGAAAGGACUUCACUCAUAGCUCAGCUAGUCUGAUACAGUUUGAUCCAGGAGUCACUGUCAAAUUUUGGAAUAUUUACCUCAAAGAUGAUGGGCUGGAGGAGAACAAUGAGAAGCUAGAGGUGGUGCUGAAAGCCCAGAAGAACGCUGUUUUAGGUGCGACAAGCAGAGCCUCAGUGGAGAUUGUGGAUCCCAGACAUGGUAGAUGUGACCCAGAUGACUUGAUUGUUGAGGAUGAUGAGAAAAAAUCUACUGUCCUAUAUCCUCCACGAUUCCACAAGCCUCCACCUCCACCUGCACUAACCCCAGGAACAGCAAUAGAAGACUACACACCAGACCCAAACACUGGGAUUGCAUGGGAGAACUAUCCACCAAGGGGGGAUGUCCCAUAUCGCACACAGUUCAUUCGCUUCAGUGGUGGGGAAGCAGCGGACCAGCCAUUCCUCAGCCAAGGAAGGAGACAGCUAAGACUGCUGGGAAACAAUAGAUCUGGAUUGAGACAGGAAUCUUCAAAUACAAAUUGGCUCAAUAGGUUGACUCCAAUAAGGCCGGAGAUGGAGAUACCAGUGCCUCGUGUCCACCCAGAACUUGAGAUCACUCCAAUCUGGAACUGGCCUGGACUUUCUGCUGACUCCAGAUCAGCCGAGACUCCUCAGAGAGACUUUCCUACUGGCUUCACUUCAGCUGUACGCCAGCACAAGUCCACAAAGGCUGUUAGUGUUGGCUGUCUUCCUGGGUGGACCCAUUACAGACGGCGCUGCUACAUCCUGGGCCCGGGUGUAGCCAGCUGGAGGAAUGCUCAGCAUGCAUGCACAGUGCUUGACAGUCACUUGACCAGUGUUCGUUCAAAGACUCAUAUGAAGUGGCUAUGGAGGUUUGGUGGAAAACAACCAUUUUGGAUUGGGCUUUCUGGCUUUCCAGACCAGUGGUUUUGGGCCGACGGCACACCACUGAAAUUCUCCAGACUUAAGAAGAACAAGGCGUCAGACAAUCAUGCCCCCACUGGCUCCUCUCACAGCUGUGUGCUAGCCCAGGACCAAAAAAUAUGGACUAGAGAAAACUGUACAAUAGCAGAACACAAAUAUAUUUGUUCAGCAAGUGCAGAAGUCAACAAAUAAAGAGACAAUGAAUAUGUCUUUAUUAAGCUAGUGCCACUUCUUUCUAACUUGUAAACCAUUAAUAAAUAUUUGAUAUAUAAUUUGAUCAGCCUGUUUUCCUU
Pangasianodon hypophthalmus (striped catfish) is the source of this 6991-nucleotide messenger RNA. It is a transcript of the gene frem1b, whose product is annotated as Fras1 related extracellular matrix 1b. Gene Ontology annotation, biological process: cell communication. Lineage: Eukaryota; Metazoa; Chordata; Actinopteri; Siluriformes; Pangasiidae. Gene Ontology annotation, cellular component: membrane. Bases 426 to 6890 code for a protein of 2154 amino acids. The record is from RefSeq and is a predicted model, not a curated record. The transcript is spliced from 35 exons.